Messenger RNA from Rhodotorula toruloides NP11, 2619 nucleotides. RefSeq names its product protein of GDPGTP exchange factor Sec2p family. NCBI's taxonomy places the organism in Eukaryota, Fungi, Basidiomycota, Microbotryomycetes, Sporidiobolales, Sporidiobolaceae. Gene Ontology annotation, molecular function: guanyl-nucleotide exchange factor activity. Bases 1 to 2619 code for a protein of 872 amino acids. The transcript is spliced from 2 exons. Gene Ontology annotation, cellular component: cell tip; Golgi to plasma membrane transport vesicle. The record is from RefSeq and is a predicted model, not a curated record. Gene Ontology annotation, biological process: exocytosis.
AUGGAGUCGAACAUCUCGCCUCGGACGGCCUCCGUCCAUCCCUCUGCUACCGGCCCGUCGUAUCCCUCAGCCUUCUCGCAUCGACAUUCGCAACACAUGCGACGACCUAGUCGAGCCGAGCGAUACGAGCAUCUCGUCGAUGCAGCCCGGGAAGUGCUGGAGAAGGGAUCGCGAGGACUCGAGGGGCUCGGUCUCUCCGACGGAGGCGAGGGCGACAAUGCGGAACGGCGAAGACGAAGCCUUCAUAAGGCUGAAGUCGUCGACGAGCGCGAAUGGCGCGAGUCGGUCCGCAACUUGCUCAAGGUCGUCGAGGGCAUGCAGGAUCAGCUCUCUCGGCACGACGAGCUGGCCAAGCAGCUCAAGAUUGCGCAGUCCGAGUAUGCUCUGGCAGCGAGUCAUGCCGAGCACCUCGAGGAGACCUUGCGGCGGCGAGAGUCUCGCUCAUCGGCUUCUCUGGCGAUGGCGAGGGCGCAUUCGGGCGGAGCGGAGACGCUCCUCUCCCCUGUCCCGCCCGCCCGGCGUGGCAGCAGCGAUGCAGCGACCGAGGGGAGUGGCGGAGGUUUGUUUGGACUCGGUCUGUCGUCCGACGGCGACGGAGCGAAAGGCUUCUUCCGACUCCCCUCGAAGCGCAAGACGACGCCUAGCAACGCCUCAACCGUCUCUCUCUCGGCGGCAAACUCGACAGGCCCACCUAGCGUUGCAUCAUCGAUCGCGGCCGUUUCGCCCGAUCCGUCGAAGGCGUCUCCGCUCGUCAACGGCUCGAAUCACAGUCCAACGCAGAUCAACGCCGAAAUCUUCUCGCUUCAGACAACGAUCUCGAGCCUCGAGCAUGAGCGCACCGCGCUGCGGAGUACGAGCGAGAGCCUGCGGCGCAACAACGAGAUGCUGGUCGUCAAGUGCGCCGAGCUGGAGAAGACGAAGGACGACCUGAUGAGUGAGCUGGAGAACCUGAGCGUGGAGCUGUUUUCGGAAGCGAAUACAUUGGUCGCGGAGGAACGGCGCGAACGAGCCAAGUCGGAAGACGAGGUUGCGCGCUUGCGAGUCGAGGUCGUCGAGCUCAAGAAGCAGGUCGACGUGCUGCGACAGGCGCUCGCUGUUCGUUCGGCCCCUCCCCCUUCCUCAGAUCCCACCUCGCCAGACUUACCCGCCCUUCCGCCCUCUGAACCUUCGACACCUCUCAUGCCCGUCGCAGACGGCCUCUCUGCUUUCUCCACAUCUCCCUCGCGCAUGCCAUCUUCAGCAGAGGCACCUCUCGACCGACCGCAGUCCGUCGCGUCCGUCAACUCGACCGGCAGUCGCAAGUGGUGGUCGCUCAGCCGAGGCUCGUCCAUUGCGCCGGGAGAGUCCGCACCUGCACUUCCGCCGCCCCCAUCUAGCUCGCGCUCUUCGACCCUUCCCGUUUCGUCCGGAUCCCUCCAGCCUCCAACGAUGAAGCGUAGCGAUUCGGGCUCGUCCCACCUUUCGACCGCAACGACCAAUACCUUCGUCUCGGCUCGUAGCGGCACCUCGCCGCUGCUCGGCACGGUUACCGACACCUUCGACGCGGAGCUGACGGUACGGGCGAAAGACAGGGCGAGGGCGCUCGACCUGGGCAUCUACAUCCCGGAGGAGUCGAGUAACAUGGCGCGGUCAGGGUCGGACGGUGGCCGUACUGCUGGCGCGAGGACUCCUCGGACAGCUACGGCCCUGCAUCCCCCGGCAGGUCUGGGCGUGCUGCCGUCUCCGACAAGCCCGACCCGAUUCGUCACCGAAGCCAGCACAGCUUCCUUCGCUUCGCCUCCGCUUCCUCCCCUCCCUCCACCUACACCUCAACUUGGCGGCGACGCUACGGCACCCAUACCACGCCCACGCCGCGCCGGCGCCGCUGUCCCUCGCCCGCACGCAAUGGUCGUCAACGAUACCCCUCUCGCCUCAUCAUCCUCCAUCUUCGCCGGUCUCGACCCCUCGACAGUCGGAGGCCCGAGCAACAGCGAAAUGUCGGCAGGCGACAAGAGCCCCCGCAGUCCCAACGAGGAGAGGUGGUCGGCAGUUGCGAGCAAUCUUGCGACUGUGCCUCCCGUUGCACAUGCGUCGAACGCGCGAGGUCGAACGACGAGCGAGCGAUCGCAGUAUCAGCCCAGCGAUCAGCCAUCGACAUCGCUCGGGACAGCUGCUCAUUCGCUGCGUGUUGACACUGGAUCAGCCACGCUCGCACCGCCAACAAACUCCCCUGCCAAUCGCCCUCGCUCAGCUGGAUCUGAUGCUGGUCCAUCCAUCCCCUUUCCUCAGUCGGCGAGCUCGGCACAACCAACAUCGUAUGGGACGGCUCGCGCUUCGGCGAGCGGACCAUCCUCAGCCAACCCAGCCGGCCCGUCCUGUCGUCCGCCUUUCCUCCGCGCCAACUCGUCGUCUUCAGCAACCGGCCGCUCUCACUCGCCUUACGAUGCGAAGACAGGUAUCCCGCCGUCGACGUCCGCCUCGUCCCUCGGCUCGCGAUCUAUGAGCUCAAGCGAUGGGCAUGAGAACGCGCGGGCGCUGAGUCCGGACGGCACCAAGGCGGUCGAGGAUUUGGAGAGUCUGAUGGCGAGCAUCAUGCAAGAAGGUUGGUUCGACGGAGGCGACGUAGAGGGAGGGGAAUGA